AUGCGCGUUGUUGCACAACGGCAUCGCCGUCAUGUGGGAACCAGCCAUCUAUGGCUGCUGCUGUUGGGUUUCGGCAUGACCUUGGCCAUCCCGGCGCCGGCGCCGCAGCGCUUCUCGGAACACGCCAAUUGGCUCAUCCCGGGACGUUUGAUGCUGGGCAGAUAUCCGUUCGUGAGCCCAGUGUAUUGCCCCUCGUUGUCAGAAGGCCAUGAGCAACUUCGCAGUCUUUUGGAGGCACGGCCAAAGAACGGCAUGUCGGAACUUCCAUCCCAAGAGGUGGCCUGGCCUUCGCAGGGCGUUGCCGUGCCCGGCUUUCCGGGCGCCUUUCGGCCCUACGGCGCCGUCCUCGCGCGCCUUUCGGAGACCACGGAGAAGCUGCAGUUUCUGCACUCGCCAAUUGCGGACUUGGGUACUCCCGGCCUGGGUGAGCUUUCAGCACUGGUGCGCGACCUGAAGGAGCGCAGCUGGACAGGUAUUCUCCGCGGUGAGAAGAUCUACCUGCAUUGUUGGGGGGGCCGCGGCCGCAGUGGUGACGUGGCCAGGGAUGUCCGGCGAGAUGGGUGCUGGAAGGAGGCGUUGGACUUCGUACAGAGUGGCUACAGCCUGAGGGCGAGCGCCUUGGACGUGGGCGCAUUGUCGCGCAGUCCACAGACGCCUGAGCAGCGCGACUUCGUGCGGAGAUGGUUCGAACAGAUGAGGUGA
Cladocopium goreaui is the source of this 702-nucleotide messenger RNA. The record is from the annotation of a GenBank genome assembly. Lineage: Eukaryota; Dinophyceae; Suessiales; Symbiodiniaceae.